Molecule: messenger RNA, 345 nt
Organism: Owenia fusiformis
Lineage: Eukaryota; Metazoa; Annelida; Polychaeta; Sabellida; Oweniidae
Source: the annotation of a GenBank genome assembly
GUACGGAGAAGGAGUGACAAACAUUGAGCGUAUCAGUAUGGAAGAGAUUUGCGAAUGCCUUGAUAAAUUCGAUAGAACAGAAGCAUUCGAUCCGUAUGACGCAAUCAACGACAUGGUUAUUGGAAUUAUCAUAAUAGUUUCAAUGGGUGUGAAACUGAGCGCCAAUGAUCCGUUACACCAGAAGAUUAAACUGGCCGAAAAACGGUUCCCCCUUGCGUUCGGAGUUGAUACGUCAUAUCUCGACGUACUUCCUUGGUUAAGAAACCUCCCCAACAAGGCCACUCGAGGUUUCAAUGAUGCAAUCGACGCAUUGCGACAAAUGGAAUCGGAAAUUUUCCAGAGAUC